GCUCAAAUAUUGACUUCGCGAUUGUGCGUGGUGUCGCAAGCGAGUCGUGCAGUAGACGGCGAUGCUCUUUUAAAAAGCGAGUUCUUGCGAGUGAUAAGUCAAGUGCUGUCGAUUGAAGAAUUGGUAAUCGGAAUAUCCUGGAAACAGGAAAUAAAGAAGAUGUUACUAGCGGCUAGUGCUGUGUUUUUUGGAUUGACCCUCGGUCUCUCCCACGCGAGUAACUCAGCACUCGAGUCGACACCGAGCUCUUUCAACAAUCAUGGAGCUCCCCGAUUGGAUUUGGAUAGUCCAGAAAGCGGAUACCACGGCUUGGUGAAGGAAAAUGAAACUUUGGUCGAGGUCACACCACAAAUACGAGCUAUAGGUGCUAAAGUCUGCUCCUUCCGUAUCGCGAAUAAACACCAUGGCGAAGCGCCCUUCGAGAUUGUUUUGAAAGAGAAAGGAAUGGCAGAACUCAGGGCGCUACGAGUUCUGAACUGCGAGAAACGGCGUAAUUACAAGUUUGAUAUCGAAGCUGUUGGCUGCAACGGAUCAUUAUCGGAAAACGCCACGGUGCAUAUUACUGUAGUGGACGUGAAUGAAUACGCACCACAGUUUCUACAACCGGCCUAUGUCAGUACCGUGGACGAAGGACGCCUAUACGAAGAAGUGGUUCGUGUCGAGGCGUCCGACAGAGAUUGUACCCCAAAAUUCGGUGAUGUAUGCAAGUAUGAAAUUUUGACAGCCGAUCAACCGUUCAUCAUCGACAAUGAAGGAGCGAUACGCAACACCGAGCCGUUGGAUUACGAGCGAUCUCAUAAUUACAUCUUGAGCGUGGUAGCGUACGAUUGUGGUAUGAAGCAAUCCGCGCCAGCUAUGGUCACCGUUAAGGUCAAUCGUGUUUGCGCGCCUGGCUGGAGAGGGAUUCCAGAAAGAGUGGAUUAUGCCGCUGGUGUGGGCUCUCAACCUUUGCUUCCUUCCGCAAGGCUGGAUCUUUGCGAUGCUCCCUGCAUAUUACGCAAUGUUCGAGCCACUUUGACUCUCGCCACGGACCAUAUAGGGAAAGGUUGUGAUCGCGAUACAUACGGCGUGCGCAGCCAACGUAAGUUGUGCGGUGCAUCUCGCGAUAGCGUAGAUUUAUUGCCAACGCCCGGGCCUACUACUUCCUGGACGGCAUCUUUGUCCCGAGACGAAGGGAGAGAGGCGGACGAAAUUUUCGAGUUCGAUGGGGUAGAUUCCGCUGCUAUUGUGCCCAAUGAUGUGCUCGAGCACACUCUAGCACAGAAAUUUACGAUUGGAGUUUGGGUGAAACAUCGACCUCGUCCUAGACAAGAUCCUCACGUUAAAGAGCAUAUUUUGUGCGCUGCCGAUGAUCACAAAAUGAAUAGACAUCAUUAUGCCCUGUUUAUUAGAAACUGCAGACUGAUUUUACUACUUAGACGCGAUUUCUCAGAGGGUGAUCCUAAUAUCUUCCGGCCUGCCGAAUGGCGUUGGAAAUUAAGCCAAGUAUGCGACGAUAAGUGGCAUCAUUAUGCCGUUCAAGUCGAAUUUCCCCACGUGACGUUGUUCGUUGACGGGGAAGAAUGGCACACGGAUGAGAAGAAUCCCGAAGUUAUCGACGAUUGGCCACUUCACCCUGCGAAAGGUGUUAACACGACACUCGUUGUCGGUGCGUGUUGGCAAGGUUCCGACAACAAGACGAAACAUCAUUUCCGUGGCUAUCUGGCUGGAUUAUCGGUACUAGUUGGAAGGACCGAGAAACCGGACGUGUUGUCCUGUUUGCGCCGUUGCCAGGAAGGUAUCCACGUUCCAUCGAUGGAUUUGCUCCAACCAGGGACCCAAUUGCUCACCAAUUCCGACCUAACAGAGGUACGAAUCGAUGGAGAUAACCGUACUAACGUCGAAACGCUUCUCCGUCGCAUAGGUUAUUCCAAUUCGAGACGAUUCCCAACUCCGGGCCGUCGUAACUUCCGUUUAGAAACCACGAUCGUCUGCGAGGGCAGUGAAAACAAUCCCCUCCCGGUACCAACCGUUCAAUCGUACGUCACAGUUCUACCACCGCCCCGUCCCGGUAUUACUGUCAAUGGUACUGGUUACGUGGCCAGGGAAUACGCAGAUUUUCGCCUAGGUGUACGCGUAUUUCCAGACACUCGUGUCACUGCCGGCUCUGCUGCCAGAUUAGACGCAUGCGCGGUCAGCGUUUACCCGAGUCUCAAUCCCGAUCACGAAAGUUUAGGUUUGCCGGGCGACGCUCUGCGCAGAUUCCGCUCCAUCACCGCGCGUGUAGAUCGGGAUGGUGUUGUUCUCUCAGGCGCUGACACGCCUUAUAAUUAUCAGCAAUUGAUACGUCUUAUAAUGUACACAAAUCGGAAGCCAGCUUAUUAUCUCGACCGUGUGUUUAAAUUGACUUGUUCCGAGCUUAGCGGCCGUUUCGCGAGCAACGAAUACGUACAAACGCUGGCCGUUAUUCAUCCGAAAGAGAAAACUACCGUUCUCCCCCACUCCACCCCCGACGAACCACCGAUUGCAAGAAUUUUGGAACCAGCGCCUGGCCACGUGCAAUUGUCUCCUCAUCACGCGGAUUUGCCCGAGGAAUACGCAACGGCUGCGCUUCGCGAAGGAAAUAGAAGCGUCGGAGGCGCGACCAGCAGUCAUGCAGUCACGAUUGUUGCGGUCGCCUGCAUCUGUUUCUUGGUUUUGAUGGCGGUGGUAGGAGCAGCAAGAGUUAGAGGAGCUGCGAAAAGACGACCAUCCGCUGGAGAUGAAUUGGCUGCUGAAACUGAAAUGGCUUGGGACGAUUCUGCGCUUGCUAUCACGGUGAAUCCGAUGGAAAGGCUCACGGAGCAUGAUCCUCAUCAUCAAAGUCAGAGAGACGAGGAUGUGGAUGAUUCAGGAAGUUCAGACUCGGAAGAUGGAUCGUACAGAGAUGAUGAUUUAGACAGUUCUGAUUGCGAGAAUGAUUGCGAGAUAAACAACGGGCGACAUCGCCGUCACACUUCACCCCACGAUUUGGAAUGGGAUCAUCGUGAUGUCUAAAUUAUAUUAUCCCUCUGCAUUCAUCCCCUUUCUUCAUAUAUGGUGAUUAAGCGGAGUACUAACUUAUAUUGUUUUUCGUUUAAUGAUCCCUUUCAAGUAAUAAUUAUUGCUUCUUUUUUAAUGACGCUUCGUAAUGCAUUGCAGAAUGUUCACGUUGUUCUAAGGCGAGCUCUCGAUUAUAUGAAUUAUACUUCCAACUAUUUUCAUAAUAUUCGUGAAUUAAAACUUUUUGGAACUUCGAUGCGUCUUUCGAGGAACGAUAUUAACAUUUUCCGGUAAUUAAUCCGAUAUUCCUAUGAAUAAAAUACGAAAGCGUCGUAUUAUAUCCGUCCCCAUAGAUGAAUGACAUAUUGGUAAUUGUAAAAUGUUAAUAAUUAGUAGUUAGUACUCUCCUUAAAAGCCAACAAAAUUUGUAAGAGAGUGCGGGACGCUUUAUUGAAUAGUUAAAACACUUUUUAUCUACAACAUGCCAUAAUGUUGAUAGAUGAAAAAUACACGUGGAAGAUACUUAAGUUUACUGGGAAGUUCUCGGUAAAUAUUGGAAGCAAUUAAUUUAUAUUUGACUCAUUAUUAAUUAUUAUUAUUAUUAUUAUAAUUAUAAUUAUUAUUAUAAUUAUUAUUAUUAUUAUUAUUAUCAUUAUUAUUAUUAUUAUUAUAAUUAUUAUUGCUAUUAUUAUCAUUAUUAUUUUUAUUAUUAAUAGUAAUAGGAUGAGGGAACUUUUUAUACUCUUAAUUAUCUUCUCCUCCUUUUAUUCUAUUUUAUUCUAUUCCACUAUUACCUGUUAUAAAUAUUUACUAACGCUGAUUAUUAUAUAUAUUGCUAUUAUAUAUAUAUAUAUUUGAAUAUAAUUUCCUUUGAUACACAGGACAGCCCGAUAACGUAAUCUGACUGUUAUCUAAUUGAAUAUGUAUAUUUUACUCUUUUUUAUCUAUAAACUAAACAUUUUAACUCGACAUUUGAUCUCAUAAGUAUAUAUAUAAUCUAUAUUUUUUUCAUAACGAUCAAGUCUUUCAUAUUCGACUAAACUAAGUAUUUAAAAAUUGUACAUGCCCAUUUUAUUAUUAGUAUGCUAUCAAUGAAAUGAAUAAACAAUAAAAAAAAAAUAAUAAUAUAUAUACACACAUAUAUAUAUUUCUAAUCUGUAGCACGUAAAAUCGGGCUGAGCCUAGGCCAUCGUAUGAUACUUGCCCAAUUUUCCACUUUAUUUUUAAGUAAAGAGAAGAAAAAAAAAAAAAGAAAGAAAAACCUCUAAUAUAAUUUGCACAAUGUUCCUUCCUAAUCAAUCUACAGAAAAAAAAAAAAAAAAUAAAUAAAAGAAAAAAAAAACUCUUAGCUCUUAGUAAGGACAUUGCCGCGCAUCUUAUGAUAGUGCUUCACCAUUAAGUACGGUAUAAUAUCAUAUCCGUAUACAUGUGUGCGCAUGCAUAUAGAUUUGUAUGCAAGUUCAUUGCGUACAUACAGACUGUAUGGAGUACAUGUGUAUGUGCAUGAAAAAGAAAAAAAAGAGAAAAUAAUAAUAAUUAAAAAAAAAGAAAAAAGAAAAAAAAAACAUGUGUACUUACAUAUACAUACAGCGUCCGAUCAUUAUUCUGUGGUGAGGAGCGCGCCUCCAUUUAUACAAUGGGGUACAAUUUAUUUAUUGAAAAAUAAUGCGCAGCAAUUCGACCAGCGAAGGAUAUCGUUUGUUAUUUUUUUAAAGGAUUAUCGUGCAAUCGUACUCGUUUCAUAGAGAAACUGAUUUUUAUGUGCCUUUACGCGACUAGUAUGUUGAAUUCUACUCUAUAUUUUAAUAGCGAACACUCAAACUGAUUUCCUAUCAGUAUCUAUCGCAUGUUAGGCGUACCACUCGAGGAACAUCUCGAAUGCAAACUGCUCUACUGUUGUUGUAUUUUUAAAACAUUAACUAUUAUAACGGCAUAGGUAUUAAGGGACAGAUGCGUGAGAAAAAUGUCGCACGUUCGUUGAUACGUGAACUAACUUGCGCGUUCAUUACAAAAAAAAAAAAGAAAAAAGAAAAAAAAAAACAAGAAAAUCGGGAUGUGUCAUACCGUGUAUUAAGCGAAAAUGUGUAUUCUAUUGUUUUGUAUUGAAAGGGAAAUAUGUAUUUCUAGCUGGUGAGCAAGUAUUAUAGUUCACUGUAUCAUUCGAAUGUAUGCCUCGUACGUGCAAUGAUCCGCAGGGUAUUAAUUAUCGACGAAUGAUCUCGUUAAAUAACUGCGCAUUGAUACUCGCUACGAAGUAAUGAGAGGAUUUUGUGUAUGUAUCUAUGUAUUUAGAAUUAUAUCGACCGAUCGAAUAUUUAGUAUUGAAAGUUUGUGUACGGAUAUCUAUAUUCAUAGAAACUAUAUGAACAAUUUAUUUUUCCAACGAGCAUAUCAUAUCAUUUUUAUAAGAGAUUUGUCAAAAGUUUAAAAACUUUUUCGUAAAGGGCUCCUAUAUAGCAACUCAUUAUCGUGACGUUACUUGCCAUAAUCGUGAUUCGUUUCUAUCAUCUUUAUUUAUAUAUAAAAAAAAAAAAAAGAAAAUUUCUUUUUUUUUUUUUUUUUUUUUUUUCGUUUUCAUUUUACUUUUCUUUUAAUUAUGUUAAGAUAAAGAAUAAGUGCGUUAUUUAUAUAUACAUUUUCUUUCCAUUUGAUCGAGGAAGAAGAAAAUGGCGCGAUUAAGUAUUCGAAGUGUAAUAAAAGAAACAAAAAAAAAAAAAAAAUAAUAAAUAAUAAUAAUGGUGGCUAAAAGCGAAGGAAACAAUAUUAUGCUGCUAUUUAUUUUAUUUAAUUCUUUUUUUUUUUUUUAUAACAGCGCACAUGCGACACACGUGUAUGCGCAUCUCAAAUUUUCUCUGUAAAUUUCCACGUGAAUAAUCGAAAUCAAUCAAUAAUAUUGAAAAAUUUAUAAAUCUCUCAUCUAAUUUACAAUUUUUAGUUUGUUUAGUUAUUGCAAAUGCAAUUCAAUUAUUUUUAAAUGUAUAAAUUUAAAUAGUAUAAUAUUCGGGAAAUAAUUAUGUUUACAAUUGCAUAUGAAUUUCUCUUUUUAUGGGGCUAUAAAUUCUUUACAUACAUAUACAUAUAUACAUCGGGGAUCAUAGAAUUUAUCAUGAAUCAUAAGAAAAAAAAAAAAAAAAAAAAAAGAAGAAAUUUGAUUGACCGAUUCCUUCUUCGAUCGCACAACACAACCCUCCACAGACCUUUUCUUGAGUCUUUUACACGGCAUAAGUAUAAAAUUUAACAACUGCACAAAGGAUUAAAAUGCUGACUUUCGCAAUAUUAGAAACGCGAGAAUUCAAAUCGCAAUGUAUUCUGUACUGGAAGUCAACGAAGAAUAUCCGUCGACAACUCGACUCGAGUACAGAAAGGGAGCAUUUUUUUUGUUAUCCGGUCUAAACGAGCCAUUUGGAGCAAGAUGAUAUGUAUAUGUAUAUCAAAAAGACUCGUUUUUCUCGGCUGCUAGCGAAAAAAUAUUCAUAAGAGAGAACGACACCAUUGCAACCUAACUAGGUGUAAACACGCCUGUUCUAAAGAUGUACUUAAUUAUAUUAAUUGUAUGGAGAAAAGAAAAAAAGAAAAAAAGAGAAAAAAUGGAACUACACAGAACAAAACCAACUAGAUGAUACUAUUAUAAUAUAUAUUAUACAUAAAAAUAUAUCUAAGCUGUUUGCAAAUGAUGAUUUAAGAGAUGAAAGGAGGAAAAAAAAGAAAGAAAAAAAGAUGGUAUGAAUUUGUAAUGUAUUAUUGUAUUUUGUAGGCAGCUAGUGUACGUAUACAUAUGCACAUGUAUCCGUGUAUGUAUGUUUACGUAUAUAAAUAUACAUACUCUUUGACAUUUACACGUACCAUUCGCCUAAAUAGUCUACAGAAUAUUUUCAAUUUUCGGUCCAAGCUGAAACAAUUCAGGAGUAUACUGUUCGCGAUCAUAAGAAUUACUAUGAUACUUGGAGAACCGCGAAUUUCUGUUCCUGAAUGCAAAACGCUUGAUCCGAAUUUGUUAGAGCACUUGGGCGCACGACAGAUACACAAUAGUACGCUCUCGCCUCUACUUCGUAUAUAAAUGUUAAGUACCCUUUGAUGCAAGAAAAGGCCACAGAAAUUACGUGCGUAGGUACGUGUCUGUCACGUAAUUCAAACUCGUUUCAAAAGAAAAAAAAAAAAAAAGAGAUAAAAUAUUAUCAAUCCUACGGUAACGUUGUAA
Messenger RNA from Apis mellifera (honey bee), 7198 nucleotides. It is a transcript of the gene Cals, whose product is annotated as calsyntenin-1. The record is from RefSeq and is a predicted model, not a curated record. Lineage: Eukaryota; Metazoa; Arthropoda; Insecta; Hymenoptera; Apidae. Gene Ontology annotation, biological process: positive regulation of synapse assembly; positive regulation of synaptic transmission; homophilic cell-cell adhesion. The coding region runs from base 160 to 3015 and encodes 951 amino acids. Gene Ontology annotation, cellular component: cell surface; postsynaptic membrane. The transcript has 4 exons. Gene Ontology annotation, molecular function: amyloid-beta binding; kinesin binding; X11-like protein binding.